CAAUACUUGACUCGAAUUGACAUGCCACCGAAAUGAUACCAAAAUCAUUAUUUGUGUCUGUAGGUAUCGACACCGACCUUGAACAGACACUAACAUCAAGCACAUCUCAAACCCCGAGUCUGACAUUGCUGUCGAAGCAGCAAGGACCAGUUAUUAGUAGUGCUCCGGUCAUCCAAGAUGUCUGGGAAUCACCAUCGAGGUCUGUUGGGUAUGCAUCACAGGAUGUUUCGAUUUCGCGGUAUAUCUCAACAAUAACUGUACAACCUACUUCAACACUGAUGCCAAGUAUCAUGGACUCCACACCGUCUCCAGGUUCUGAAUCAACAUCAGAUACGACCCGUGGUCUCUCUGGCCUGAAAGUACAAAGUCCGGUUCGGUCGGAUUCAAGCAGUAGUGGACUAAGAUAUCUACAGUCUCCAUGUCGUUCCAGUGUUUCUAGUGUAGGCUUCAGUUCUCUGAUAACGAGUCAAGAGAUGGACAGUACUGUCGUCGGGGAUUUUCUGGAGCAGUCUGCAAGUUCACGCUCUAUCAUCGUAAAGGGUACUGAAACACCUUUGAUAUUUACAUCAAUGCGUAGUCCAAUCUCAGAAACUAGCCACACCACAAACCACCUAGACACGCUAUACUCAAUAUCCACAUCUGCAUUUAUCUCAAACCAAGAGACAGCCACCUUCGACCAAGGCCUUGCAACAGAUGGCGACCCUGGAAUCACUGGAGUCGAAUCUGAGACAAUCAGUUCCAGUACAACAGACAAUGGCGACCCUGGAAUCUCAGGAGUCGAAUCUGAGACAAUCAGUUCCAGUACAACAGACAAUGUUGACCCUGGAAUCACUGGAGUCGAAUCUGAGACAAUCAGUUCCAGUACAACAGACAAUGUUGACCCUGGAAUCACUGGAGUCGAAUCUGAGACAAUCAGUUCCAGUACAACAGACAAUGUUGACCCUGGAAUCACAGGAGUCGAAUCUGAGACAAUCAGUUCCAGUACAACAGACAAUGUUGACCCUGGAAUCACAGGAGUCGAAUCUGAGACAAUCAGUUCCAGUACAACAGACAAUGUUGACCCUGGAAUCACAGGAGUCGAAUCUGAGACAAUCAGUUCCAGUACAACAGACAAUGUUGACCCUGGAAUCACAGGAGUCGAAUCUGAGACAAUCAGUUCCAGUACAACAGACAAUGUUGACCCUGGAAUCACAGGAGUCGAAUCUGAGACAAUCAGUUCCAGUACAACAGACUAUGGCGACCUGCUUCACCCAACAUCAGAAUCAGUCACCCCAUCGUCCACCAAACGCCAGCCUCCCUCCGACACAACGACUGCUCCUAUGAUAGCAGCAGCUCCUUCUGAAGCCGUGAUGUCCUCAAUAACUAACAGCUCCUACAUAUAUACAUGCAGCUCCUACUAUUCCGAAAACGAAGCCAGCAGUUGCCCCUGUCUGAGGAUGCUGACUAACGCUGUAGCCUCCAGCUGCCACGCCUCCUCGGGAGCAUCAGUCGUCCUCACCUGCAGGGUCGGCUGGGGGUUUCCUGAGGGACAGAGCAACCUCACUGUACAGUGCUGGGAUGCGACGUGGACUCCGGAACCACUGCACUGUGUCCCAGGUGGGUCGCCAGUCUCAUCUCACUACUCCUAUCUUGCAGGCUUCUUUAAACAGAGUCACUUUCACAAUGACAGGCAUCUAAGAUAUUAGAUGUAAUGAGGUUUUAUAUACAUAGCAGGACUAACACUUAUUGUCAAGACAUUAUGGUUUCAGGGAAGGGAAAAGGUGAAUCUUCAGCACCAGAAGACGACAUGGAGUGUGUACAAGUA
Messenger RNA from Haliotis rufescens (red abalone), 1804 nucleotides. Its product is annotated as serine-rich adhesin for platelets-like. The record is from RefSeq and is a predicted model, not a curated record. The transcript has 2 exons. The coding region runs from base 33 to 1685 and encodes 550 amino acids. NCBI's taxonomy places the organism in Eukaryota, Metazoa, Mollusca, Gastropoda, Lepetellida, Haliotidae.